AUGACUGCUGUUGCUUCGCCGCCUAGCGUGCAAUCGGGGCCUCGUCUAGGAUGGUAUUCUUCUGGUAACGGAGGACAGGCGGCUCUUGGCUCAAUGAACACCGACGACGUGUCCCGUAUGUUUAUGCCGCGAAAGAGUGUGCAAAGAUCCAAUUCUUCUUCAUCGCUAUCGUCGAACGCUUCGACGUCAUCGACAAAUACUGUGUCGCAUAUCAGUAAUGGUACAUCCACGAACGGCGAAUCAGCUACGUGGUCGUCCAAAAGGAAAGCCGGUCGUGGCUUGUGGCCUGCCACAAAAUCUGAGCCAGUUUCUGGCAUAACAAAUGUGAGGUCUCAGCCGGUAUCAGCAUCCACGUCAACAAACGGUGGUCCCACGGCUUCAUCUGCCAUGUCCGCUAUCCACCAACCGUCGCCUGUGCCGUCGCAACAUAUGAUUCAGUCACCUCAGCAGAAUGGCUUGUCCGCUGCCUCUGGCAUGCAGGGUUCAUCAGACCCGCCUGCCAUUCUCACACUUGUCCCUUUGAACGGCACAUUUGAGAAGAAACAUAUCACUGUGCCUUAUAUGCCCGAAGUGCUUCGCAUUGGUCGCCAGACGAAUGCAAAGACUAUUCCUACGCCUGUCAAUGGAUACUUUGAUUCAAAGGUUCUAUCACGACAACAUGCCGAGAUUUGGGCCGAUCGAAGGGGAAAGAUCUGGAUUCGUGAUAUAAAGUCGUCGAACGGAACAUUCGUCAAUGGCCAACGCUUGUCUCCUGAAAGUCGAGAAUCCGAACCGCACGAGCUUCGGGAAAAUGACGCGCUGGAUCUUGGUAUCGACAUUGUGAGCGAGGAUCAGAAAUCCAUUGUUCAUCACAAGGUCUCGGCAAAAGUUGAAUAUGCCGGAAUAUAUAACACAGGACCGAAUAUCUUCGACUUGAACUUUGGCGAUAUCGAUCCCACCUCUGGCGGAGGUCUCUUACCCUCACCGUUGAGUCAACCUGUCGUGCACCUGCGCGGCCGAGCAAGUUCUUCACUAAGCAACCGCAGCGUGCAAAGUGCAGCAAGCAGUCAGAUGAGCGCAUUGCAUCAACAACGGCAGAUGAACUAUUGGAUUUCACCCAUCACGAUCGAACAUGUUGUCAAACGGCUUACUACCGAAAUCAAACAAGCGAAGCAGCAAGCUUUAGACCUUCGCCAAACAGACGAAUUCUUGCAGACGCUCAUUUCAUCAGACGGUUCUGAUAAGGAUAAACUCAAUCAUAAACUUGAGAACAACCACAGACAGAUGAAUGGGCGAGCGAAGAUGUCUCGUAUUGAUCCACUUAGAUUCUCGGAACCUCCUGCCCCGCCUCCCCAGCAACCAUUACCUGAAAAACCAGAUGUCGCUCGUCGAUCGGCCCCGGAUCCGCUUACAGGUAGUUUGAAGCGGUCAGACACGGAGAAACCUUCAAAGGAUAGUGCAUCAAAAUCUCCAGUGUCGACAGAGUCCAGUCAGAUUCUUUCUUUGAUCGAGGCAUUGUCGCUCACCAAGAAGGAGCUAGAAGCCCAGAACAGUCGUGUAAAGGAAUUGGAAGAACUUCUCCGACAGGAAAGAUCAGCCCGUGAAAAUGCAGAAGAAUCACGAAAACAAGAAGCUGCUGAGCAUCCAACCGAGCCUAAACCCAAUGAGCAGCGUGAAGAUGUCGAGCCAGACGUUUCGCAGGUUGACGAAGCUACAAAGACUCUGGAUGCCCCCAGUACUGAGGCUGAGGUCGUAGAAUCCAAGAGCCUGGAAGAUCCCGUUCUUGAUGCGCAAACCCAAAAGCUGCAACAACAACUCGAUAAUAUGGUCACAGAAUUGGCAGAGAUGAAACAACAAGUUGAAACAUUCAAGCAACGUGCCGAGAAAGCAGAAGGCGAAACCGUUGAAGUGCGCAAGACUCUUGCCGAAAUGAUUGAAACGAUCCGACAAGAACGCGAACUUGCCGCCCAAACAAAGGAGUCUGCUCUUACAGAUGAAGAAGUCGAUGCUGCCGUCACCGAUUUGCGUGGUAUUGGCAAAUCAGAGGAGAAAGAAAACCGCGCAACCCACAAGCAACCCUCUCCGCACAAAAUCAAAGAGUUAGAGCAUGCAGUAACAUCAUUGACGCAACAACGAAAACCGAAUAUGCUCGAGCACUCGGGUCCGUACGCGUCAAUGGUUGGAGUGGUCCUUCUCGGAAUCGGAUUGAUGGCAUACCUUAACGGCUGGCAAAAGAUCGAGAGAUAAUUUCCUUUCGAUACCAUGACUACAACGAGCCGAGCCAGAGCUUGUAUAAAAAUGACUUGAACUAUGACUUGGAAUAAUUAUGGGUUUGCAAUGCAUUUGCGAAGGGAGAAUUAGAAUCAUUAUCUUUUCUUUAUACUCCUCGUGUUUUGUUUUUGUUGGUUGUCUGUUAAAUAUCCAUAUUGAUUGCAUUGCUCAAUAAAGUUUGUUUUCAUGAGGAUAUGGACUCAAGGAAAUUUUUAUCUCUCUUGCGUUCUGGGGUACGGUGUUUUGUUUUCUGUGUUUGCGAUUUUUUUUUCCAUCAUUAGUCCUGUCUUGUCCUUGUCUUUGAAAUCAUCUCUUUUCUUAUUACUCCUACAUCCACGAGUUCAGUCAGUGGACCAGUCAUUCCCUCUUUUAUUUCAUGUAUUCUUCCUGCAUAAUAUGUAUCCUCCGUUCAAUACAGAUCAAGACGAAGACGAAAUAUUGAGGAAUUGCCACACUCUUCCUUUCAUUUGUAUCUAUUUAUUCCACUUGACUAGUUGUAUGUAUGUACAUGACCUUGAACUGAUGAAUCCAUUAGUCUUUCCAACCC
Molecule: messenger RNA, 2797 nt
Organism: Talaromyces stipitatus ATCC 10500
Lineage: Eukaryota; Fungi; Ascomycota; Eurotiomycetes; Eurotiales; Trichocomaceae
Product: cytoplasm to vacuole targeting Vps64, putative
Exons: 2
Coding region: 1-2226 (741 amino acids)
Cellular component (GO): cytoplasm
Molecular function (GO): protein binding
Source: RefSeq, a predicted model, not a curated record